UGUUAAAGUUAAAAUCGAAUUUUUUGUUUUCAUAUUUUCUCGGCGAAUAAUCUCGUAAAUUGUUGACAACAACAAAUCCUAUUUGUUCGAUACUUUCCAUUUAUUGCUUUCGUUUACUACAAUUUGUUUGUGAUGGAUCAGCGACAGAAGAGUCGCGGUCUGGGUGAUAGUAUAAAUAAGUGUUACUCGAUUUACUACGAAAAUGAGCAAAAUGGUCAAGCAACAGCUGAUCAGAAAUUAGAUAAACAUCCGCGGAAACGGGAACCGCAUAAGAGUUGGGUUGGUAGCGUUGAUGCUGAGGAAAAUUUAAAAAUGUGCCAAAGUGAAUAUAAGCCCGAAGACAAUAACAACCAAGAUACGACUAGCGAAAUUGAUAGGAAGAGACGUCUUUCCGGUGACAGUGUUGAUAUACCGAUGAAAGACGAAGUGUUUUAUAAAAAAUUGAAGUACGAUGCCACUAAGGAUUUAAUGUAUCAGGCAUACCAGCCGUGGGUCAUUAAGACUUAUGGAGAUAUGGCCAAGACUAAGACCAUUACAAUUAAAAAACACGAACGAAUAGUGAAGGCUCUCAGCGGACUGGAACAGAAUAAGCCGGAUAGUUCAAAAUUUCGAUUUUGGGUGAAGGCUAAAGGCUUCACCACGGAACGACCGCACAAUUUCAAAGAAGUACCGCCAUUUCAUCAGUCCAAUGAACCGAAUAACGGAAUCCAUUUGUACAUACCAAAUUUGACGAAGGAACCGGGCAUUCAACCAUACAGAAAAGUGGCUGUUGUUGAACAGUUUUUCGAUAUUAUUUACAAUGUGCAUGUUGGAUUGGGCGGCAGAUCUAGUCGACACGCUGGCCAAAAACGAACAUACCGCACAAUAACUGAGUCGUAUGCUUUCCUUCCUCGAGAUGCCGUCACAAAGUUUCUGGCCGGAUGUCAGUUUUGUAAGAAAAAUUCGAAGCCUCAUUCGCCCAGCAGCCUAAUAGCUGAUGAUGUGUUCACCGAAAGUUCAUCCGAAACCGAUGCAUUGAAUGCGGGUUCGGGCAUUUUCAGUGAAAAUUCGGAUAGCCAACUGACCAUUGACUCUUCUACAACGGAUGCGAAAAUUACGGAUAAUAGCAAAGCGAUGGAUCCGUUUGUCAUUAAAAAGGAAGAUGAAAUGAAUAAUCUAUCGGUCGUUGACUGGGAAGAGGCUAUUACGUUGGAAAAGAAUCGAGUAUCGGCGAUCAGUGAGAGGAACAGUAAUUCGAUGCAAAUGAUAGAGCAGAUGAAUGGAGCCCAGCAAAAGACAUAUUUCGAUGAAAUCUAUACAAAAAUUCAACAGUACUAUGGCUAUCAGAUCAACAACAAUGCGGACAUGAAGGACCUAGCAGCCAGCAAUGAUCUUUUAAACUAUUACACGAUCCUGAAAACCUUCUACGAUCAAUCGGUUGCUGCUCAUAAACUUGAAACAAAGACAGGCGAAAGUAGAGCGCUUCUAAGCGCUCAGCAGACGUCACAAAACAAAUGUAAUCAGUUGAAAGCUAAAGACGAACCAGCCACUACUUCAUUAUCCGAACCGAUCAUCGACUUGACAAUAUCACGGCCAGAGGAAUUCAAAAACAACAUCAACAUUAACAUAGAGAACGGUUCCACGACGAGCACAAAUUCCACCGUUGCAUGCACGAACAGCAACGAACCAUCCGAAAAUAAUAUCACAAUCAACUCAGCCGGUGUGUCGAUAAAUGUUUUGAAUAAUUCAAAGGAACUGAAAAUCUCUUGUAAAACUACGCCACCGAAAAAGCGGUACAGCGUGUACAAUCAUACCGAAGACAAUACGAGCAGUAAAGUUAAUUUGAAUGAGCGAUUCAAUCAGGACAGCGUUACCCACAAAACUACUGAAAAUAUGGUUGCCGAAUACACGAUCGGCAAAGAGCUUCAGACAACCAGCCGAGCUGACAAUACGUUUUUCUCGAGAAAAUAUUCCACGCCAACCAACGAUGUCAAGCCAAUCACGUCAACCUAUUUGCAACUGAUGAGGAGCAUGGGAUUCUGUGAUGAAGAUGCCUUGAAAUUCGACCAUUUGGAACCUAUACCUACUGCUACUGGAGAAACAUCCGAACCGCAACAUAUCGAAGAUGCGUAUUCAGGACUUAUGAAGGAUGCAGACAAAUUGAAACUGAUGCUCUUAGCCUGGAAUUAUCAGAAUUCGAAUGCAGCAGUUCGAAAUGGCACGGAAGGGCCAGAUUUGGGAAUGGUUGGCGGUCUGUGGGCUCAGUACCAAAAUGCAUUAGCAUUGAAUAAUCCAGUCAAAUUGCCACCGUCGUCUCCUCCGCGCGUCGAUCAGUCGAUGAAUUCACCGUCAAUCGAGAAUCCAGACGAAACGAGCUCAUCGGGACAAAAAGAUGACGAUGGGUCCGAGGACGACGAUUCAGACGACCGGUUGGAUCAAAAUACACACGAUCCGGAACGAUUGAAAGCCUUCAAUAUGUUUGUGCGGCUAUUCGUUGACGAAAAUCUGGAUCGCAUGAUACCAAUAUCUAAACAACCCAAAGAGAAAAUCCAAGCCAUCAUCGAUUCGUGCACUCGCCAAUUUCCGGAAUUCUCGGAACGAGCACGAAAACGCAUCCGUACCUACUUGAAAUCGUGUCGUCGAAAUAAGAAAACUCGUGAAGGCUGGGAAACAACAUCCAGACCAACACCCGCCCAUUUGACAUCGGUUCAAGCCGAACAACUUCUGGCCAUUGCAUGCGAGAAUGAAAGUAUGAAUGCGAAAAGGAUGCGAAUCGGAUUAGAUCCAAUCAGUCAAUCGGCACCACAAGUUGUGACCACACAACAAUCAUCUGAGAAUACAGGAAAUUCCAUUACGUACCCACUAGGAUUCAAAACAAGUUUGGAUUCGGAAUCAAUACCACAGACGAAUUCGAUAACGGCGCUACCGAAGACCACCAACAUUACGUCUUUGAGUGAUACGAAGCCUCUUCUCGGAUUGGGAUCCUCGAUAACAAACGGUAAUGUCGGGCUGAACAACACCUCACUCUAUCGCACGGACAUUGCAUCGACAGCCGCAUAUACCACUCGAGCAGAGCUUUACCAGAGUUACUUAAACAACACCGCAUUGACGACUAACGCACCGACGGACCUGUCGAUGAAGCAACAACAGCAACAGCAACAACAACAUCAAACAUUACAAACACUGCAACCACAACAGCCACAGCAGCAACAGAUGCAACAGCAGCCAACCAACCGACCACCGAUUUUGUCUCAUAAGUUGAAUUCAUCCGAAAUAACAGCGGUGCGUCAACUUGUCACCGGUUACAGAGAAAGUGCAGCAUUUCUGUUAAGAUCUGCAGACGAACUGGAGCAAUUGCUGCUCAAUCAGCAAUAAGAGCUUCGAUGAAUUGUAGGUUAGUGUAGGGUGAUGGGAAUGUGAAAAUGGUGUCACCACAAAACUAAUGUGCGGCUUAGAGAGAAUCGACAAAAGUUUCGUCGGAACAAAUGAACUGAUGUGAGUGCAACUAGCAGCAUUAUCGUUUAAAGAAAAUUGUCGGCUAAUUUUGGCGGUAACAAAUGCAAAUUGAAUUAGAAUCUCCCGCAUUGAUGGAACAAUCUUAGGACAAUAAAUUGGAGACAAUUCGUGUUAAAAAAAUGAGUUUUUCAUUUGGCAAUUCCGCCGAUGCAGUGUUCUUUCCAUCAUUAAUUUUAUUCGAUUUCAAUUUUGUGGUGUAGCCUGAGGACAAACUAACAAAACAAAAAACAUAAAAGAAAACACACAGGGUGAUACUUCAAACUAUAAAUUUAACUUUGUACAAAGAAUUUAUUCGUAAUUUUAGCUUAAACUGUAAGAAAAUACUGUUUUGUCAUCAUCCACCUUAUAGAUAUUGUUGAUCGGACAUUUCAAAUUAUUGAAACGCUUCUUCAUGGUUGAACUGUACUGGUUUUGACACCUUUUCUUUAUCAUAUCGCGAAUAAAAGCGAUGAAAGGCAAACAAUUUUCGUAUUGCAGGGCAUCUGUUAACGAUGACAAAAGUGAAUUAAAAAUAAUUCUCUCUUUUAUAACAAGUCGUUUGUUAAAACAUGUGAAGUACAAGAUUUCAUGUCAAACACUAAGCGAUACUUCAGAAAAGUGAAGUCACAGAUUUGAUGAUGAAAUCUAGAUAUCUUUGUGAAAGGUCGAACUCAGCGCAUUACAUCGUGCAGACUAAAUGUGUCGAGAGUUGUGUGCUUGAACGAUGAAGGGUAUCGCUUUCGAUCCGUAUUUCCAUAAAUAUUGACGCAGUGUGAUUGUGUGUUUUGAGAGCUGAUUAACAGACUUGCGGCCAAUUGUAAAUUUUGUCUUUACCACAGGCUUAAAGUCGAAAUAAAAUCCUUUGAUUCAUUAGUUGCUUGCAAACUGCUUCAGAAGACAUCGUUAGCCACAGUUUGUAAGCUUAUAAGUAUCAGACACUUUAUGGUGGUGGGGAGUCUGUGCACCGUUUCGAUACCGUAUAGAUAGCACCCGUUUCCAUAGCAACCGUUUCCAUAGCAACCGUUUCCAUAGCAACCGUUUCUAUAGCAACCGUUUCCAUAGCAACCGUUUCCAUAGCAACCGUUUCCAUAGCAACCGUUUCCAUAGCAACCGUUUCCAUAGCAACCGUUUCCAUAGAAACCGUUUCCAUAGCAACCAUAGCAAAAGUUAAGGACACUCAAAAUAAAUCUUUUCAAGUUAAAAAUUAUUCUCAACAGUUAUGAGUCUUCGAAAAGUGGAAUCACUCAAGAGCUGAGGAAAUCACUGAUAGUCCAAGUGAACAUUAUUAGUUAUAAAUGUUCGAGUGAUGAAAAUUUACGUUAUCUCUUCUCGUUAUACCUUUAUAUUUAGUCCUAGAGCACCACUACACACCAGGUUUAUAUUUCUAGUCGACAACAUAUGAUAUUAGCCACUUGUGAAAGGUACAAAAUUCCAUUGCAGCUGGUCAGUUGGGAAUCUAAUCUCUCAUUUAAUACGAUGUGCACCUGGUCAUACAAAAAAGGAUUUUGUUGUCGGGAAACGUUAUGCUUAACGAUAUUGCAAAUAAACUCCCAGAUAAAAUUCACCACCAUACCAGCGGUCCGUUCUUAUUUUGUCGGUUCCAUAAAAUAAUUGAAAUGCCAUUUAAAUAUCUGACAAUAGUAACUGACAUCCACUGCUAUAUCCUAUAAACCAGUUCCAAUUAUUGGGAAUUUUAUUCACUGAAUUUAAUAACGGUUAAUUUCGGCCACUUUCAGUAAAUACAUUUUCCAAUAAUAGACCCUGCUAUAACCGAUCUAAAGUUUGUAAAUAAAAAUUGUAUUUAGAUUCCACUAAGAACUUUUCGCAUUGUAGACACAGAUUUUGUGUGCUUUUGUUAUUUAAUUGAAGUAAAAGAAUUCUAAAAGAAAAAAAGUAUUUUUACAAUUAAAAGAGAGUCGACACAUAGAGAGAAAGCGUUUAUUUCGUAUGUUCGUUACACUUACAAAUGGUUACAAAGAAUUUAUUUAAAAUGAAAAGACAAAAUCGAAUGUUUAGCCAAAAGUGUUUUGUUAAAAUAAGGAAGAAAAAAAAACAACAAAAAAAUUAAGGAGAAAUCCAACCAACCAAAUUCAAAUAAAGACUCAUCGAAGGGCACAAUAUUUUAUGUACCUAAACAAACAAACAAACAAAAAAUGACAAAACAUUUGAGAAUUGAUUGAAAAAGCAAAA
Molecule: messenger RNA, 5664 nt
Organism: Bradysia coprophila
Lineage: Eukaryota; Metazoa; Arthropoda; Insecta; Diptera; Sciaridae
Product: nucleolar protein 4
Source: RefSeq, a predicted model, not a curated record